CAAGUGAUCAGCGAUCAGCUGAAGCCGCUAUCUGAUGUACCUUUAGCCCGAGCUGUUACUGUCCCAGAGGAGGGGAAUAUUUCCCUGUCCACGGGGUCACGCCAGCUGCAGACACACAGCACACCAGGAGAUAUGGUGCUGCGGUGAAGGUGCCUGGAAAGGACCGAGUUCCAAACCAAGAGGAGAAGGAUUUCUUUCAAAGGGAAGAGUCAAACCACUGCAAGGAGUGAGACCUUCCACCACCGUGAUGAAGGAAACCACCGAAAAUGUCUCUCUGGACGAUACCGGCUGGAGCCAGGUGACAUGCGAGGGCUUGCCAACCAAGACCCAGGACACUAUUUUUAUCUCUGAAGAAGAUAACAGUCUGUAUUUCACAUACAGUGGAAAAUCAAAUGUUCUGGAGGUCAAAGAACUCAACUACCAGGUUAACACAGCAUCCCAGAUUCCCUGGUAUGAAAACCUUGCACAGAUGAAAAUGCCCUGGACCUGGAAAUCAGAUCCCCGUUCUCGUGUGUCAAUAAUCCAGAAUCUGAAUUUAAAAGUUCAAAGUGGUCAGAUGCUGGCUAUUAUAGGAAGCACUGCUGGUGGAAAGACAUCCUUGCUUGAUGUGAUAACCUGCCGGGAUCAUGGAGGCAAAAUCAAGUCUGGUCAAAUCCUGAUCAACAACAAACCCAGCACUCCCCAGCUUGUUAGGAAAUGCAUAGCACACGUGCGGCAGGAUGACCGACUGCUCCCCCACCUGACUGUCAGAGAAACACUAUUGUUCGUUGCCAAACUGCGCCUUCCGAAGUUUUUUUCAGACUCACAAAGGAAAAAAAGGGUAGAAGAUGUUAUAGCAGAGCUGCGUUUGCGCCAGUGUGCAAACACCAGGGUAGGGAACGAGUUCCUCCGUGGUGUUUCGGGAGGCGAGAGGCGGAGGGUGAGCAUCGGCGUGCAGCUGCUCUGGAACCCGGGAAUACUCAUACUUGAUGAACCCACAUCUGGACUGGACAGUUUUACUGCACAUAACCUUGUGAUAACAUUAUCCAGACUGGCCAGGGGAAACAGAUUGGUUCUUCUUUCACUUCAUCAGCCUCGGUCAGAUAUCUUCCAACUGUUUGAUUUAGUUCUUCUGAUGACUUCUGGACUCACUGCCUAUUGUGGAACAGCCAGAGACAUGGUCCAGUAUUUCACAGAACUAGGCUAUCCCUGCCCAAGAUACAGCAAUCCUGCGGAUUUCUAUGUUGAUUUGACCAGUAUCGAUAAACAAACUGCAGAAAAGGAGAUGGAAAGCCGAAAAAGAGCAAAUACCCUUGCCAACUUGUUCCUAGAAAAAGUCAAACAUUUUGAUGAUUUCUUAUGGAAAGUUACUGAAGGAGACAAUGUUGUGACCACAGUCGGCCAGCAGAGGUCGCAUUUAAAUUCAGAGGAGGCUAUCAACAUGCCUCACCAUUCCAGUGAUCAGUUACCAGGAGCCUUAAAGCAGUUCACUGUAUUAUUAAGUCGUCAAGUCUCCAAUGACUUCAGAGACCUCUCAACGUUAUUAAUCCAUGGAUUUGAGGCCCUUCUUAUGUCAUUAUUAAUUGGAUUUUUGUACUAUGGCCAUGACAAAGAUGGACUCUCUAUUCGUGACACAACAGCACUGCUGUACAUGAUAGGUGCCCUAAUCCCAUUCACAAUAAUUUUGGAUGUUAUAGCCAAAUGCCAUUCAGAAAGAGCAAUGCUUUAUCAUGACUUGGAAGGUGGAAUGUACUCUGUCAGCCCAUACUUCUUUGCUAAGAUUUUGGGGGAGCUCCCAGAACACUGUGCUUUUGUUAUAAUUUAUGGAGUUCCCAUCUACUGGCUGGCAAACCUCAUCCCUGAACCAAUGCAUUUCCUGCUGAACUUUGUCUCGGUGUGGCUGGCUGUGUACAGUGCCCGUGCCAUGGCACUCUGGGUGGCAGCGCUGCUGCCGACCUUGCAGCUCUCAGCCUUCCUUGGGAACGUCCUUUUCACAUCCUUCUACCUGAGUGGUGGUUUUGUGAUAAGCCUGGAAAGUCUCUGGACAGUUCCUUUUUGGGUUUCUAAAAUCUCUUUCCUCAGAUGGAAUUUUCAAGGAAUGAUGCAAAUUCAGUUCACUGACCACACAUAUGAAAUGACCGUUGGAAACACUACUUUUAAAAUACCAGGGAAAUUUAUCAUUCACUCUCUGGACAUGGACUCCCAUCCUCUCUACGUGAGCUACCUCGUCCUCAUCGGUAUCAUUUGCAGCUUCCUGCUUUUAUACUAUUUAUCUCUGCGCUUCAUCAAGCAGAAAUCAACCCAAGACUGGUAACAGCAGAGGCGGCAGCAGGUGACCGCGUCCCUUGCAGGAAGAUCUGCCCUGGUUUCAUGGACUAUGGGAAGAACAGCAGAUGCAAACUACUUGCAAAACCAAGAAUUAAACUUGCUGUUGAUUGUCAAGACUCAUGACUGUGAGAGACUGAGGUUUGCUGCUUUCUGAACCUUGAGUUCAUUGGCACUUGCAGCUGAGGGAAAUUUAAGAGAAACACAGAGCUACACUGAGAUCUGUUGCAGACAAUCUCAGUUCUACAAAUACCACUGCUUUAUCAUGGUGUUCAAGGGUAAUCACGUGAGAAAUUGCGAAGCAUCAGCCAACUGCAAUAUAGAGGUUUAGGAGUAUCAGAGAGAAACCUUGCAUUAAUAGCUUUAUCUAAAAGUAGAUCAAUGUGGAACCCCCGUCUAUAGCAGGCACUGCAUUAGACAGUUUCUAUUAUCUCAUUUUCUUAAUUACAGGAAACAGUAGAGAAAACUCAAACCUCAAACUUCCAUAUCUGCUCUUAUUUCCAUAUCUAAUGGGAAACCCAGCAUUUUGCUUCUGUAGCUGAGGAUCUACAUACUCACACUUCGAAAGAUGCCCUCGGAUUGAACUGCAGUCUCAGUUGGAGCCACUGACUUAAAAGGAUAUUCAGUUUCUUCUGAUUACUGGUUCAUAGAAGCACUGGCAAACCACCAGAGGCUGAAGCCAUUCUGGAAAGGAAAUAUCUUUUGGCAGUUGAUUUUACACAGAAAUUAUGAGAAUAAUUUUAAGAAAUACAGAGAAAUCUUUGCUUUAAAAAG
Molecule: messenger RNA, 3078 nt
Organism: Empidonax traillii (willow flycatcher)
Lineage: Eukaryota; Metazoa; Chordata; Aves; Passeriformes; Tyrannidae
Gene: ABCG8
Product: ATP binding cassette subfamily G member 8
Exons: 14
Coding region: 248-2293 (681 amino acids)
Biological process (GO): cholesterol homeostasis
Cellular component (GO): plasma membrane
Molecular function (GO): ATP binding; ABC-type transporter activity; ATP hydrolysis activity
Source: RefSeq, a predicted model, not a curated record